Molecule: messenger RNA, 1536 nt
Organism: Sporisorium graminicola
Lineage: Eukaryota; Fungi; Basidiomycota; Ustilaginomycetes; Ustilaginales; Ustilaginaceae
Exons: 4
Coding region: 1-1536 (511 amino acids)
Biological process (GO): 3-(3-hydroxy)phenylpropionate catabolic process
Molecular function (GO): FAD binding; 3-(3-hydroxyphenyl)propionate hydroxylase activity
Source: RefSeq, a predicted model, not a curated record
AUGACGGCGCAGACAGAACCAGUCGCUCAACAGCGACCCUACCCGGUUCUGAAACGAGAAUGCGAUGUAGUGAUUGUAGGUGCUGGAAUUGUUGGGAUGUUGUUGGGUUUGCUCUUGAAAGAGCAAGGUCUCUCGGUGCAGCUCUACGAACGUCAGAGCGCAGUUUAUCCUCUUCCUCGAGCUGUCGUCCUGAGUGAAGAUAAUGUUCGCUUGCUGGAGAUCAUGGGUCUGCGUGACGUGCUAGGUGGCUUCGUCGUUUGCGACGAUUUCCCCUGGAAAGAUGCCCAAGGUAACGAGAUUGCCUGCAUUAGCAACGCUCUCAGCAGCAACGAACUCUCGGAAUUCUAUCCUAACUACCUCAUCAGUCAGCCUUUGGUAGAGAACGCCAUCAGCAUCCGGUGCGAACUCAAGAAUCUGCAGCUCUAUCGAAACUGGAACUUCACCAAAUUCGACGAUCGCGAUCCCACGACCGGUUACCGUAAGGUCUACUUUGAACGACCGCCACUUUCGACGAGCCAGAUCUUUUUCCAGAACCAGGUCGAAGUCAAAUGCCGUUGGUUGAUUGGAGCCGAUGGAGCCAACAGCUCGGUGCGACGAGCUGCCGGUAUCACUAUCACCGAUUUUGGUUUCAAUCACGAAUGGCUAGUAGUCGAUACUUUACCGGAUGACUAUGAGGCCAGCUCAAAGAACCUCCCUCGAGCUCAGUACUGUGAUCCAGAGCGUCCCACCACCGCCAUCGCAAGUGGUCCUCGUCGACAUCGCUGGGAAUUCAUGCGCCUCCCUGGAGAAUCAGACAAAGAGCUCCUCAAUCCAGCCAGGCUCUGGAGCCUCCUCAAACCCUUCGGUGUCAAUCCGGAGAAGGUAGAGAUCGAACGUGCUGUCAUCUACCAAUUCCAAUCCAAGCUUGUUGAUUCCUUCUGGGAAGAUGGCAUUGGUCUUGUUGGAGAUGCAGGUCUUAGCUCCGAAAAGCUCAUGCAAUCUUAUACCUCCGAGCGGAGAUCUCAAGCUGAUGCCAUCAUCAAGCUGGCCAUCCACCUCGGUCAACCCCUCUGCAUCACCGAUAAGAAGAUAGCUGUCAAGACUCACGGAGAUAUGCUACAGAAAUAUCUUGAUUCUGAUUCCGAGCACACCAAGACGACACCGCCAAACCUCAUUGGAGAGAAAGCCAUGCUUCUUGACAAGCAUUAUGGUGGCUCUUUGGAGCUUCGCGCGCCAUUCAGGCACAGAGAUGGAGUGGUCGGUAUCCGCAGACAUGUCGAAUGGGUUAUCUUGCACUCUGCAGCUUGCAAGAUACCAGCUGAAUCGGUUAAAAACCUCGAACGGCAUCAGGUACGUAUGGAACCCCUCAGCAAGGAGGUCGACGUCACUGGCAAGUAUCAUGCGUGGAUCAGCAAGAUCUUGGGAACCACCGAACAGACAAAGCAGCAAGAAUUAUGGUGCAUCUUACGUCCCGAUAUGUACGUGUACGGUAUGGGCAACGGGCCAGAAACUUUCCGAGAUGCUCUGCUCGAACUCGAAAGUGACCUCAAGGUUUAG